ACACCUGUGUUACACACGUCACUCAAACACAGAACCAGGAAACAGAAUCAUAUGAUUUCAGGAAAAGAGAAACAGAAGUGUUGUUCAGCUGUUGUGUGUCUGUGUCUCUGUGUUCAUGCAGUAAAAUGGCAGAAGCCAGAGUUUUUCAGGAUGAGUUCAUGUGUGCAGUAUGUCUGGAUCUCCUGAAGGAUCCAGUGACCAUUCCCUGUGGACACAGUUACUGUAAGAGCUGUAUUACAGACUGCUGGGAUCAGGAGGAUCAGAAGAGAGUCUACAGCUGCCCUCAGUGCAGACAGACCUUCAGUCCAAGACCUGCUUUAGCUAGAAACACCAUGCUGGCUGAAGUGGUGGAGAAACUGAAGAAGACCAGACUCUCUGCUGACUGUGACGCUGGAGCUGGAGAUGUGCAGUGUGACGUCUGUACUGGAAGAAAAUACAAAGCCAUCAAGUCCUGUCUGGUGUGUCUGGAGUCUUACUGUCAAACUCAUUUUGAGCGACACGAGGAGUUUCAUUCACGUAAACCACACAAAGUGACUGAAGCCACUGGACGACUGCAGGAGAUGAUCUGCCAGAAACAUGAGAAGAUCCUCGAGGUUUUUCUGUCGCACUGAUAGAAGUGUAUAUGUGUGCUGUGUACGAUUAUUGAACAUAAAAACCAUGACAUUGUACCAGCUGCAGACCAGAGGACAGAGAAACAGAAGCAGCUGAAGAAGACGCAGAAGACGCUCCAGCAGAGAAUCCAGCAGAGAGAGAAAGAUCUCCAGCAGCAGAGAGAGACUGUGGAGUCUCAUAAGCGCUCUGCACAGACAGCAGUGGAGGACAGUGAGAGGAUCUUUACUGAGCUCAUCCGCUCCAUUGAGAGAAGCCGCUCUGAGCUGAUACGACUGAUCAGAGAUCAGGAAAAGACUGCAGUGAGUCUAGCUGAAGAACGACUGGAGCGACUGGAGCAGGAGAUCAAUGAUCUGAGGAGGAGAGACGCUGAGCUGGAGCAGCUUUCACACACACAGGAUCACAUCCAGUUC
Messenger RNA from Cyprinus carpio (common carp), 1022 nucleotides. Its product is annotated as E3 ubiquitin/ISG15 ligase TRIM25-like. Gene Ontology annotation, molecular function: zinc ion binding; protein binding. The record is from RefSeq and is a predicted model, not a curated record. The transcript has 3 exons. The annotation marks the transcript as partial. NCBI's taxonomy places the organism in Eukaryota, Metazoa, Chordata, Actinopteri, Cypriniformes, Cyprinidae.